Molecule: messenger RNA, 1326 nt
Organism: Stylonychia lemnae
Lineage: Eukaryota; Ciliophora; Spirotrichea; Sporadotrichida; Oxytrichidae
Source: the annotation of a GenBank genome assembly
AUGUAUAUAAGAGAUAUAAAUCCUGGAAGGCAUGGUCCGCUAAUCUCAAAGAUUCCAUUUUUAAUUAAUUACUUUGAGAAAGAAAUGUAGAUUAAUUAACCAGGUUCUAUAUAUGGUGCCCAAGGAGGUUACAACAAGAGCCAUCCGCAAUCAAUUGUCAUAAAAAGAAAUUUGAUUGAAAAGGAAACAUAUAAGUAUUUUGGUCAAAAUUUUUGGGAAGAUUAACAAGAAAAAAUGAACACAGUUUUUAUUGAUCACAAUCUAAAAAUUGAAGAUCAAGAUGAAUCAUUGAUAGUUGACUUUGCUAAUGCUUAUAUUGGGGGAGGAACUUUGGGGAAAGGAGCUGCAUAGGAGGAAAUUUUAUUCCUUAUAUUUCCCUAGGCAAUUAUUAGCAUGCUAAUUUGCGAAAAAAUGGAUAUAAAUGAAGCUAUACUUAUUCAAAAUGUCAGAAGAUACGCAAAUUACUCUGGAUAUUCCUCAACCUUAUAGUACCAUGAUAUGAAUUCAUUUCACAAAAAUGUUAUUAGAAAAGACAUCAUAGCAAUGGAUGCUAUUUAAUAUUAUGACGGUAGAAAUUAUUCUCAAUACAGAUCAGAGAACUUUAUCUAAGAGUUGAAUAAAUGCUAUAUUGCUUUUAGGUGCAUCGAGUAAUGCAGGUUAAGUAAAAUCUCUUCAGGAAGGUGGGGUUGUGGUGCAUUUAAAGGAGAUCCUCAAUUGAAGUUUCUAUUAUAAUGGAUUGCAGCUUCACUUGUAAAAAAGCAUUUGAUAUUUGCUACCAUCAAUGAUAAUAGAGGACUUGAAAAGCUAAAUGAAGUAAUAAUGGCAUUAAGUAGAAAACAAAUCAAGGAUGUAUUUGGUUAUUUAGUAAAAUACUCAUAGGGUAAUUAAGGACAGCAUGAUCUAUUCAAUACAAUUUUAUGGAUGGCUAAUCAAACUAAGUUAAAUGAUCCUUAUAGUAAUAAGUUAAAUGAUCCUUAUAGUGAUAAGUUAAAUUCAUAUAGCUAGAUCAAAUAUGAGAAGAUUUCUAAUUUCGACUAGAGGUUAUCAGCUCAUGAUUAAUCCAGCAAAAUUAUCUAAAUUAAUAAGAGAUCAUAAACAAUUGGUUAAAAUGGUAAGAAUAAUGGAUUAGCCUUUGGAUAAAACAAUAAGCAAAAUUCCAAUAACUAUGAAUAAUAAGUUAACUAUGAUUUCAAGGUACUAAAUGCACAGAAUAAGUAAAAAAAUGAAUAAGAUAACUGGAGGUAUGAUCAAAAUAAUAGUAAGGGCAUUGGUACUAUGCUAUCACCAAUAAGGUAGACAAGAGGUAAUACGAAGAAAUAAAAUUGA